Molecule: messenger RNA, 1884 nt
Organism: Trichoderma atroviride IMI 206040
Lineage: Eukaryota; Fungi; Ascomycota; Sordariomycetes; Hypocreales; Hypocreaceae
Source: RefSeq, a predicted model, not a curated record
AUGGCAAAGACCGCGCAAGGCAGCUCAGCUUCGGCGCCGGAGUCGUCUCUCGCCACAGACGCCCACGCCACCGAUCCAGCGCUGCUUCGCGAUCAUUCCCAGCUCAAGUCUUACAAGACCAGCCGCUUCGAGUACCCCGAGAUCCGCGUCUUCUUCCGCCAGCACGUCAAGGCCGACCAGCUGCCCAAGAAGCCCGCGCCGCUGCCGCUGCUGGUGUGCGUCCCGGGGCUGGGCGGCUCGGUUGCGCAAUUCCACCCGCUGCUGAGGAGCCUGGUUGACCUGGCGCCGUGCCUGGCCAUUGACUGGCCUGGUGGCGGGCGGUCCAGGUUUGCGCCGACGCAAUGGGAGGCGUAUACUUCGGCGGCGCUGAUGGAGCUGCUGGAGGUGGUGAUUGAGGACCAUCGCGACAAGGAGCACGGCCAGGGCGUGGUCUUGAUUGCGCAUAGCAUGGGCACCAUUUUGUCGGCGGGCCUGGCGAACCCCAAGCUGCCGCACAAGACGUCUCUCGCCAAGCACGUUGUCGGCCUGGUUGCCAUCUGCCCCGUGUCUGGCCCGAUGGAGGAAUCCAAAGCAAAGCUGGUCAAGCGGCUGUUUUGGAUCCCCGGCUGGGUCUUCAACCUGUGGCGCAUGUGGGAUGGCAGAGGAGGGCCAAACAGCGCCAGCGUUGCGCGCUUCGUGGGAGAGGGCGCGCCGGCCGAGCUCAAGCUCAUGCAGCACCGAUACAAUCGCCAGAGUCUAACGCCGGUAUGGAGGCGCAUGGCAUACGGCGCCUUGCCGGCUCGAUUCGAGGACGGGAAGCCCGUUGGCGGCAUUCCUGGUCCCGAGGCUUGGGCGGGCUUGAAUAUUCCCGUCUUUCUGAUUGGCGGCGAAAAGGAUAACGUCACGCCGCCAAAGGAGGUGGACAAGAUUGUCAAGGCCUUCCACUCACUGGACGAUUCCAUGGCUCAUGACGAGGCUCAGAUCCCAAUCGUGUCGGAGCUAGACUCGCCCGCGUCGGUCAACGGCUCAACACAGCUUGAUGCUGAUGCCAAUGACAAUAUCAACGGCCUGUCCGCCGAAGACGCCGAAGACAGCGAUGCCAACGGCCCUUCCACUCCCGUCGAGUAUCCGCCAGACCUGCCUCCUCAGUCACAACACCCCCUACGAGCCGUACGAUCCAUCAUCCUCACCGGCGCAGCAGCAAACCACACGCUGCUCUACUCCCCACGCACGGUCCGCGCCCUCGCCGGCCUCGUGUCCGACUUCCUCACCGACCACAUCACCCAGCGCCUCUCGCUCGCCUGGCAGCUGCAGCACCUCUCGCGCGAGGGCAAAUGGGACGUCAAGAACCUCCUCAAGUGGCAGGGCGUCAAGCCCGUCUCCGAGCCCAUCGGGCCCAGCAACAACCCCGUCUUCCGCGUCACCAAGACGCUCCGCGAGGCCGACGACGUGCACUGUCCGGCCGUCUUCGCCGACAACUGGGGCCACGCCAUCAAAGACGUGAUUGACAUUUCCAAGGACCAGCCCGUCUACGACCCGCGCGGCCUGGAGCGCCGCGGCAUCCACUACCACAAGUUCCCUACCGUGUCCAAGAUCCCCCCCGAGGCCGAAACCGUCGACCAGUUCAUCAAGCUGGUCGAUUCCAUCCGCGAGGCUCAGCGCGAGCGCGCCGCAGCAGAAGGCUGGUCCGGGCCCGAGCAAUGCGUCGUGGGCGUGCACUGCCAUUACGGGUACAAUCGCUCAGGAUACUUUGUCGUCUGCUAUCUUGUUGAAAAGUGCGGCUUUGCGCUGGCAGAUGCCAUUGAGGCGUUUAAGACGGCGAGGCCAAACGGGAUACGGCACUCGCAUUUCUUGGAUAAGUUGUAUAUGCGAUAUGAUCUUGAGGAGAGGCCUGUUGAGAAUUAA